Pogonomyrmex barbatus (red harvester ant) is the source of this 1611-nucleotide messenger RNA. RefSeq names its product Bystin (gene bys). Lineage: Eukaryota; Metazoa; Arthropoda; Insecta; Hymenoptera; Formicidae. Gene Ontology annotation, molecular function: snoRNA binding. The record is from RefSeq and is a predicted model, not a curated record. Gene Ontology annotation, biological process: rRNA processing. Gene Ontology annotation, cellular component: nucleolus; cytoplasm; preribosome, small subunit precursor.
GCUCUAACUUCAUGUGCCUCGUGUAUACACAUGGCACAUGUUUUGUUGAUUAGCACGUUGAUACUUCAAAAUUUGAUAUAAAAGUCCCGUUAAGAUGGGUAAAGCGAAGAAGAUUAAGGUAUCUAAGGGUGAAACCAAAGAACCGAAAAUAGGUUUGGCGGAACAAAUUGAACGCGAGAAAGCAGUGAAGGUUAAAAAUCGACAAAAAUUUAGACGUCGAGCCGAUGAUGAUGAAGAGUACGUAGCAUCGACUCUGACGAAAAAGAUCUUAUCGCAAGCUAGACAACAGCAACUAGAGUUAGAGGAUGAGAUUGGCCCUAGCGAUUCUAAGAAUACGAAAAAGCCAACGGUGAAACUUGAUACUAAUUUCAGUGAUGACGAAGAUCAAUCUAAUGAUGACGAGCCAGUGGAGAAUAUAUAUUACUAUGAGAAUAUUGAGAUUGAUGAAGAUGAUGAGCGUGCGUUGCAGAUGUUCAUGUCAAAGGAUCCAGCACCUACAAGAACAUUGGCUGACAUAAUAAUGGAAAAACUGACAGAGAAGAAAACAGAGAUUGAAACACAAUUCUCUGAUGCAGGAACUAUUCAGCUACAGGAUCUAGAUCCACGGGUGAAAACAAUGUACGAGGGUGUUAGAGAUGUCUUGAUGAAAUAUCGUAGUGGCAAACUACCAAAGGCAUUUAAAAUAGUACCUACUUUGAAAAACUGGGAACAAAUACUAUAUAUCACAGAACCACCAAAGUGGUCUGCUGCUGCCAUGUAUCAAGCAACAAGAAUAUUUGCUUCAAACUUGAAAGAAAAAAUGGCUCAAAGAUUCUAUAAUUUGGUCUUGUUACCACGAAUCAGGGAUGAUUUAGCAGAAUAUAAAAGAUUGAAUUUCCACUUGUACCAAGCACUGAGGAAAGCAUUAUUCAAGCCAGCUGGAUUUAUGAAGGGAAUCCUUUUACCGCUUUUAGAAUCAGGAACAUGCACACUCAGAGAAGCUGUUAUCAUUGGAUCUGUGAUUGCAAAAAAUUCUAUACCGAUUCUGCACUCCUCGGCAGCUAUAUUGAAAAUCGCGGAGAUGGAUUACACGGGAGCUAACAGCAUCUUUCUUAGAAUAUUUUUGGAUAAGAAAUACGCGCUUCCAUACAGAGUAGUGGACGGGGUAGUAUUUCAUUUUCUUAGAUUCGAGAGAGAUACAAGAGAGCUGCCAGUAUUGUGGCAUCAAGCGCUCUUAACAUUUGUGCAACGAUACAAGAGUGAUAUUAGUUCUGAACAAAAAGAAGCCCUCCUAGGAUUAUUAAGGAAACAGUCGCAUCAUUCAAUUACUCCUGAAAUCAGAAGAGAAUUACAACACGCGAAAUGCAGAGACAUAGAAGUUACAGAACCCAAAUUAGAGUCAAUGGAUAUUAAGGAUACAUAACACAAUAUAUGUAUAUUGGAAUAUUGAAGCUCUUGUAUAAAAAUAUUUGUUAACAAUAAUUAUUGUUAUAGGAGAUAUAUUAUUAUUAACAAACAUUUAAAUCAAAUUGAAGUUUUCGACAAAUGACAGUUUGCAACAAUUGCAAGAUUUGAAUUGUGUAAAAAUACAGCUAUAUUUGGUCCUAUACCUAAUCAAAUAUUCUCGACUAA